Messenger RNA from Cucumis sativus (cucumber), 2076 nucleotides. Its product is annotated as rop guanine nucleotide exchange factor 3. The transcript has 7 exons. Bases 410 to 1816 code for a protein of 468 amino acids. Lineage: Eukaryota; Viridiplantae; Streptophyta; Magnoliopsida; Cucurbitales; Cucurbitaceae. Gene Ontology annotation, molecular function: guanyl-nucleotide exchange factor activity. The record is from RefSeq and is a predicted model, not a curated record.
AUAUUAUAAUAAUUUAGAAAUGUGAGAAGAAGUUCAUUUCCAUGGCGAAAAUGCUCUGUUUUUGGCCAUCUGCAUCUGCAUCUGCAUCUGCCUUUUCUUUGAUUGAAUAAAGUCAGCUUCCAUGUCGCCCGGCCAACGCCUCUGCCUUCAUCUUCCAUUUUCGUGGUCCUAAAGUUGAACAACAUCUUCUCUCUCUCUUUUUCUUUCAAAAGAGAAAAGAUUUCAGAAACGGAAAGAAAAAGAUAAACAAAAGCAACCAACAAGGGAGGGAAUUCCAAUUCAAAAUCUCUUCCUCUCUUCUCUUCUCUUCUCUUCUCUACUCUUCUCUUCUUCAAAUUUCAAACCCUCCCCUUUUUUUCUUUUCAUUUAAAUCCUCUCAUCUCUCCCGUUAAUUUUACACCUCCACAAAAUGGACAAAUUUUCCAUCUCUGAUGAAAAUUUCCAUCUGGGUUUCCGUCCUUCUUCCUCUUCCAUGGAUCUAAAUGAUCAUUCCACCAUUUCUGACACUUCCGGUCAGUCUCCCGCCAGUGGCUACUCUUUCUCUUACUGCAGAACUAGCUCCGACGCUUCUGCUUUCUCUGACCCCACUACCGACGACGGUAGUUUCUGCACUGAGCCAUCUCCGGCGAUUCUGGGAAGACAGUGUACCAGAAAAUAUAAACACGCCGUCGGAGACAAGGCUGACGAUCAAGACGCCAUGGAUUCCGAAAUGGAGAUGAUGAAGGAGAGGUUUGCAAAGCUUUUGCUAGGAGAAGACAUGUCAGGAAGUGGGAAAGGCGUCUGUACUGCUGUUACAAUUUCAAACGCCAUUACUAAUCUUUACGCGACGGUGUUUGGACAGAAUCUGAAACUAGAGCCAUUGCCACCGGAGAAGAAAGCUAUGUGGAAGAGAGAGAUGAGUUGUUUGUUAUCUGUUUGUGAUUACAUUGUUGAGUUCUUCACUUUAUCUCAAACUUUGGAGGAUGGAACAUCACUGGAGGUGUUGAACAGCAGGCAAAGGUCAGAUAUAUGUCUAAACCUUCCAGCAUUGCAAAAGCUUGACAUGAUGCUCUUGGACAUUUUAGACAGCUUUCAGGACACUGAGUUCUGGUAUGCCGAAAAAGGAAGUAUGUCGUCGAACUCGAAUCGAUCGAGAUCUGGUUCAUUUCGUCGACUCUCGUUGCAAAAAGAGGAGAAAUGGUGGCUACCAGUUCCCUGCAUUCCUUCGUGUGGUUUAUCGGAGAAUGCACGAAAACAUCUCCGAAAUAAACGUGAAUGUGCAAAUCAAAUCCACAAAGCUGCUAUGGCAAUCAAUAGUACCAUACUUGCUGAAAUGGACAUUCCAGAGUCAUUCAUAGAUACUCUUCCAAAGAGUGGGAAGGCAAGUAUAGGCGAUACGAUAUACCGCUACAUGUACAGUGCAGACAAAUUCUCACCCGAACAUCUGCUCGAUUGCUUGAACAUAGGAUCCGAACACGAUGCGCUCGAACUUGCCGAUCGGAUCGAGGCUUCGAUGUAUACAUGGAGAAGGAAAGCAUGUCUAAGCCACUCAAAAUCCUCAUGGGAAUUGGUAAAGGAUCUAAUGGCUGAAACGGAAAAGAGUGACAAAAACACUAUUUUGGCAGAAAGAGCCGAGACCUUACUUUUGUCCUUGAAACAAAGGUUCCCAGAACUAUCUCAAACGACGUUAGACACUAGCAAGAUUCAAUACAACAGGGAUGUUGGACAGGCAGUGUUGGAGAGCUACUCAAGAGUGUUGGAAGGAUUGGCAUUCAACAUUGUUGCUUGGAUUGAAGAUGUUCUUUUCUCUGAUAGGUCCAUAAGAAACCAAGAUUAGCUAAAGACAUAUAUAUAUAUAGACAAUUUAGAAUUGGCAUUUUCAUUGCUGUUUCAACUUUUAGAGUUAUAGAAGAUGAAAGUGAAUAAGAUCUUUCUUCUAAUGUGUUAGUAAUUGGUUAGGUGUUUUUCCCCUUUUAGAGUUGUUUUAAUUUGUUUAUAUAUAUAUAUGGUUACAAUUUGUAUAAAAGCUAUUAUAUUGUUGGUUCGGACAAAUGAUACUCUUUUCCUAUUUGUAUACAAUAUCGAUAUUACGUUCAA